Molecule: messenger RNA, 2352 nt
Organism: Salpingoeca rosetta
Lineage: Eukaryota; Choanoflagellata; Craspedida; Salpingoecidae
Exons: 6
Coding region: 1-2037 (678 amino acids)
Source: RefSeq, a predicted model, not a curated record
AUGACAAAACCAUCCACAUGCAUCAUUUCAUGCACAAAACGACAACCACACUGUGUGCUUGAAAACCAAAACAAACUCACCAACAAACUCACAUCAACAACCACACGACACCCCCACACCACUCAUCAUCAUCAUCAUCGAUCAGUGGUUCAAGGCCCGCGCGCACCCAUGCUGGCGCUGUGGGAACAGCUGCACCGGCGCACCAUGGUCUUGGAGGCCGUGAUCCUGCUGCGCCUUAGCAAGCUGGUCACGCAGGUGCUCGAUGCGCAGCUCGAACACAACGGCGAUGCGGUGCAGCACGUUGUCGACUGUGUUGGGCAAUGCAGCGACAAUGUGGUUGACGGUGAGGACAGCAACGAAGGUGCUGCCACUGACCUCGGUGCAGACGCACUGACACAGGUGUCGCCUCAGCACUUGCGCACACGCCGCACACUGCCACCAACCCAUCCACAGCAGCAAGAACAAGAACAACAGCAGCAGCGCCCCCACAACCACCAGCAGCACGCACACCAACAGCGUGAAGACCAACAGCAAGAACAGCGUGAACAGCAAGAACAGCAUGGAGACCACGUGCUGCAAGUCACCCUCACAGCCGGCAGGGAACAGAAAGAAGACGUGAAGGAAGAAGAAGCAGGGGAGACGGAUACUGAAACGUGGUGGGAAACUGAAGCGGAGGAGGAUGGGCAGCACAGACAAGAGGCAACGCAAUGCCAUGACACUCCACCCCUUUCGUCAAAUGGUACUGUGAACGGUGGUGGGUCGGGAAGGAGAAUACACCAGGCACCGAGCAAAGACGGCCCGACUGUUCGUCGCGAAGACAGCGAGCAGUGCACAUCGCAGGUGCCGCCGCAUCUCUCUGUCCUCCAGCCUGCUCAGGGCUACACUCAUCCAGGCGUGACAACACCCCUACAGAUUAAAUGGACGAGCACAUGUGCCACACCCACAACCGUUACCAUCGAACUCUACCAGCUCAUCAGCAGCGAAUCACAUGAGGACACCACUCUGGAGCUUUCAUCGGUGGUGGAUGUUGGGGCCUCGCUGCACUUGGACUGGGACGUGACACCAUGGGAGCGUGAUGGCGUCCAGAGCGUCGCCGUUGCGCUAUGGCAUGUCAAGGAUCACGUGGCGACAAAGUGCUUGGACGUGCUUGGACACGCGCAGUUGCACGGGACACACGAGGCUCCCCUUCCUCUCCAAAUUUCACCCAGCAUCUACUACACGGUCACCGUGACUGCGAGUAGUUUUGACGCUGCACGCCAGCAGCAGACACAACAGCAACGACGACAACAACAACACCACCAGCAGCACCACCAGCAGCAUCGUGUAGCGUCGGAGUUUUUCGAGAUCCGUGCGCCACAGGAGGAAGUGCAGCCUGUUGAUGUGGCUGCCUCCUCCUUGCUGGAACCAGGCGCUGCCGUGCGCGUGUGUCUGACAACCACACACAGUGCACUGCUGGACGCGUCCACGUUUGCUGACGAGAGCACCGACGUCAGAGAAAGGUCCCACAACCACGACGUUGUGGCGCAGAGCAGUGCAGGUGGUCAUGGAGAUGGUAGGGAUGGGGACGAUGAGCAAACGCACGCGAAAGGGGUGGGAAGUGAUGACGGCGAAGACAGCAGAGCAGCGCUCAGUGGUGCAGAGUGUCAAACCGGGUUGAUGUGGGGCACACCAUCAGGCCUAUGCCACGACAAGGUGGUUGGCGGUGCAAGCACGUGCGACGAUGGUGCUGUGCAACAAACAGCAGGCAGCAUCAAAUGUGUGUUUGACAGCGAGGAAGUUGACUGCCGGGGCAUGCGAGGCGUUGUCGCAAACGUUCGCGACGACAGCGUGCUGGUGCACUUUGCUGCGUUUUCGUCAUGGGUUCCCCGCAGUGACCUGCUUCUCAUCCUCCAUGCCUCCCCAGAGAAAAACAGUGACACCACCACUGAUAGCAACAGUGACACCAACAGCAAUAGUCACACCAACAGCAACAGCAACAAAGAUAGCGACCACAGCAGUCAGCUCGAAGCUGGAGGCAACGUCAACAACACUGCAUAGGUUGCGGUGCACACUCCGAGUUGUUUCGCUUUGUGGUCUGUGACCACCGCUCCUUCUCCCCUCACGGUCUGGUUUGGUUAGGAAGAGCAUGUUAUGUAGGUGGUGUGCAAUGCCUGGGUAGGUCGUGACGCAUUCACUCUUAAAACGCAGUUGCGUUUGGGUGUCGCUCAGCGGUGAGAACGGUUGCUUGGUGCGGCGUGAUGUUGUGCGCUGGUGUCGUGUAACUAACAACAAUGUUAAGUGCUGCAGUGAUGUGCCAUGAAUGAAGGAAGACAAGGGUUGUUUAUCAUCGACAGUGAAAGCCUACACAAUCGA